This is a messenger RNA of Lottia gigantea (owl limpet), 336 nucleotides long. RefSeq lists its product as hypothetical. Lineage: Eukaryota; Metazoa; Mollusca; Gastropoda; Lottiidae. Bases 1 to 336 code for a protein of 111 amino acids. The record is from RefSeq and is a predicted model, not a curated record. The transcript has 3 exons.
AUGUCGGGAAUUUAUCAGUCAGUUAAGUCUUGUAUUUUUAAGACACCAUCAACAGAAAAAACAGAAGUGAUACGAAGUCCUGAUGAUAUUAAAGAAACAGAUGGAAAUUCAUCUUUAAUGGCUGACAAAAAGACUGAUGAAGUAAAUGAUCCUACCACUCAGCCUGGUAUAUUAUGGAGAAUGUCUAGUGGGGUGUAUAACACUGCAUCAGGAGCUGUUGGAAUGGGGGUAGGAGGGGUUAAAUGGGUAGCAGGCAAAACAUACGAUGCCGGAUCCGCAGUGUAUAGCAAAGCUCCAUCAAAUCCUUUACGGAAAAAGAAAGACAAGAAUGAAUGA